This is a messenger RNA of Belonocnema kinseyi, 2192 nucleotides long. It is a transcript of the gene Adk2, whose product is annotated as adenosine kinase 2-like. The coding region runs from base 125 to 2113 and encodes 662 amino acids. Lineage: Eukaryota; Metazoa; Arthropoda; Insecta; Hymenoptera; Cynipidae. The transcript is spliced from 8 exons. Gene Ontology annotation, biological process: purine ribonucleoside salvage. The record is from RefSeq and is a predicted model, not a curated record. Gene Ontology annotation, cellular component: nucleus; cytosol. Gene Ontology annotation, molecular function: adenosine kinase activity; zinc ion binding; RNA binding.
CGCCACCCGGUCUCUCUCAUUUGUUCUCGGUCGCCAUUUUUCCCUCGUGCAUCGUGUCAUUUCGCGUCGUGUCGUGUGACUUAAUUUUACGGAAGUAUUGACUAGGUUCUAAAGCGAGCCAAAAAUGCCGGGUUUUAGCAGCGUGGGCACCUUCAAAAUCUUCAUCGGCAAUUUGGCCGACAAAACCUCCAACGCCGACAUCAAGCCCCUUUUCGAAAAAUACGGAAAGGUUGUCGAGUGCGAUGUCGUCAAAAAUUACGGAUUUGUGCACCUGGAGAAUGAGGAAGCCGGAAGGAACGCAAUUCAGAAUUUGAAUGGACAGAUGGUGCACGGACAGCCGAUAAAGUGCGAGGCGGCAAAGAGCCGCAAGGGGCCAAACACCCCGACGACGAAGAUAUUUGUCGGCAAUCUGACUGACAACACAAAGGCGCCCCAGGUGCGCGAGCUCUUUGCCAAAUUUGGGACGGUCGUCGAGUGCGACAUUGUCCGCAAUUACGGAUUUGUCCAUCUUGAGGCGACCGGCGACGUGAAUGACGCGAUCAAGGAGCUGAAUGGACAGAUUGUCGAUGGACAGCCGAUGAAGGUGCAGGUGUCGACGAGCCGAGUGCGCCAGAGGCCGGGAAUGGGCGAUCCCGAGCAGUGCUACCGGUGUGGACGCGGUGGCCACUGGUCCAAGGAGUGUCCCAAGGGCGGAAUGGGCGGCGGCGGACCUGACAGAAAUGGAUUCCGGGACCGCAUGUUUGGACGCGAUCCCUAUCCACCACCUCCACCCCCGCCUUUCCUCCGGGACAGGUUGAUGGGUGGCGGCCGUUUUGGAGAUUACGACAGCUACUACGAUCGACGAGGAUUUGAUGACACCAGGGAUCUGUACGAAAGGCGGUUUCCAAGUAUGACGGGUAUGUCUGGCCGUGACAUGGGAAGUUCCAUGCGCGAUUCUUAUCUGCCUCCAGUUGCCCCAAGACGAGAUCCAAUACCUCCUAUGCCUCCUCUAGGUAUGGGAUCCAUGCGCGACAGCGGCUUCUCCCGCAGCAAUGAUUACGGCAUGUUCAGCAGACGAUCACCCCCUCCAAGUGGCAACAACGGCCGAUUCAGGGAAGGUCUUCUCGUGGGAAUUGGGAAUCCGCUUCUCGAUAUUUCAGCGACUGUGGAUCAGGAUUUUUUAAAAAAGUACAAUCUUAAAUCCAACGAUGCGAUUCUUGCCGACGAAAUCCAUAAGCCACUUUAUGAUGAAUUGAUCGAACAGUAUAAAGCCGAUUUUAUAGCGGGAGGUGCUGUUCAAAAUUCCAUGAGAGUCGCACAAUGGUUUUUGGAAAAACCGUGCGUUUGCAUUUACAUGGGUUGUGUCGGAAAGGACAAAUAUUCUAAAAUUUUGGAAGACCGUGCCCGAGAAAAUGGGCUGAACGUCCGGUACCAGUACACCGAAAAGGAACAAACUGGAACCUGUGCCGUUUUAAUUACCGGAAAGGAGCGUUCAUUGUGUGCAAAUUUAGCCGCUGCUAAUCAUUUUUCACCCUCGCAUAUUGAGGAUCCGGAGAAUAAAAAACUCAUCGAAAACGCUCAAUUUUUCUACGUCUCCGGAUUUUUCUUGACAGUCAGUCCGGAAACAAUACAAGCGGUGGCCAAACACGCUUUCGAGGAGAACAAAGUCUUCAUGAUGAACUUGAGCGCUAACUUUUUGUGUGAACUUUUCAAGAAACCGAUGAGGGCUGCUUUGCCCUAUGUUGAUAUUCUUUUUGGAAAUGAGAGCGAGGCGGAAACGUUCUCAAAGGAAAACGACUUGGGGACGAUGGACCGGAAGGAAAUUGCCCUUAAAAUCGCGAAUAUGGAGAAAAUCAAUACGAAGAGGAAGAGAAUUGUGAUUAUUACUCAGGGCUGUGAUUCCGUGAUUUUAGCCAAGGAUAAUGUUAUCACGGAAUUCCCGGUGACGAAACUUCCUGAAGAGAAACUCGUCGACACCAAUGGCGCUGGAGAUGCUUUCGUUGGAGGGUUUUUGGCUCAAUAUAUUCAAGACAGGAGUUUAGAAACCUGCAUAAAAUGUGGAAUUUGGGCAGCGACCCAAAUCGUCCAGAGAUCCGGAUGUACUUACGAAGGAAAACCAAAUUUCGCUGCGUGACAAAGACCAGCGAGCGAAUGAAACGUAGCGAAAAAUAAUAUAAAUUGUACUUAAAACUUGAGAGAAAAAAGUAAAAAAA